This is a messenger RNA of Drosophila teissieri, 4283 nucleotides long. It is a transcript of the gene Nlg3, whose product is annotated as neuroligin-3. Gene Ontology annotation, biological process: postsynaptic membrane assembly; presynaptic membrane assembly; modulation of chemical synaptic transmission. Gene Ontology annotation, molecular function: neurexin family protein binding; signaling receptor activity. The record is from RefSeq and is a predicted model, not a curated record. Gene Ontology annotation, cellular component: postsynaptic membrane; synapse; cell surface. NCBI's taxonomy places the organism in Eukaryota, Metazoa, Arthropoda, Insecta, Diptera, Drosophilidae. The transcript is spliced from 12 exons. The coding region runs from base 483 to 3974 and encodes 1163 amino acids.
CGGCAUUCAGAAAACGCAGCAGCAGGAGCAGCAGCAGGAGCAGCAACAGCAGACGACGCGGCUGAGCGAGCAGUACGUGGAGGGAUUCUCAAGAAGGAGCGGGAGUAGGACGAAGAGGACGCGCUGCGGCAGGAGCAAGGACAUCCCACAUCCAACAUUCAACGCACAUGCACGACAGGAGGGCUUAGCACCUGCACUCGAGCCGCAGACAGCAGAAGAGCCAACGCACGGAAUAAUUGUCUAUAACUUCCAUUAAAUAUUUUGCACAAACCAUGUUGUAAAGUAAAAUUGUAUACGGGAAGCAAAAAGUGAGAAUACUUGCUGAAACAAGCAAAGCGGAAACCAGGCCACGCCACAAACAGCUACUUGUGGUCAAUUAUACAAGAGCGGAGCGGAAAAAAAGAUAAAACACCAGUCGGACAUUAAGUUGUCGAAAAAAUACCGACAACAUUGCGACGUGGCCAUUUUGACCAAUAAUAAUAAUGGUUAUGCUGCUCUCGAAUCGACAACUCCCGCCAUCAGCAGCAACGAGAACGCGGCGGAAAGUGCCGCCCACGGCGAGGAGGUCGGGGUGGGCGUGGUCAUCCCUGCUAAUUCUGGUCGUCCUGGACAUAUAUAUAUCUGGAUGCUCGGCUGCCGGCAUAAGUUAUAGCAGCAACAGCGGCAACCUGAGCACUUCGCAAAAGAGUCCCUCGUCGGUGAAUAAUGGCGGACUCGUGCUGAUCGGUUCCAGCAGUGCCACUUCCAGUUCCGUACCCUCAUUAUCCCUCACUUCAUCAUCGUCGGCGGGCUUGUCGUCCCCCGGCAGCAGCUCAUCCUCCUCCUCAUCUUCCACGAGCACCAGCGGAUCCAAUGGCAACCGCAGUGGAAGACCCACAAGCAAUAACAGCAACUCGAACUCGAACUACAGCCCGAACCAUGAUCAAUUACCCGCCCAGCUCUCGUCGCGGAUUAUCAACACACGCAAUGGCGCCAUAUCGGGCGUAAUUGUCCAAUUAGACGGAAGGCACUUGGAUCCGGUGGAGGCGUACCGAGGAAUACCCUACGCCUCGCCGCCGGUCGGCAAUUUGAGAUUCAUGCCGCCCGUCUCCGCGGCCAUGUGGUCAGGUGUCAAAAAGGCGGACAGAUUCAGCCCGGUUUGCCCGCAAAGAUUGCCGGACAUUCACAACGAGACGGCGGCCCUGGAACGGAUGCCCAAGGGCAGACUAGAGUAUCUGAAGAGAUUGCUGCCCUAUCUGCAGAAUCAAUCAGAGGACUGCCUCUAUCUAAAUAUUUAUGUGCCCAUACAAGUUGGAUCGCGUGACUCCUCGGGCGGUUCUUCGUCCUCGUCUGCCGGGUCCUCGACCUCCUCGUCAUCGGGAAGUGGAGGCUCCAGCUCAUCCUCCUCAUCGUCUUCAUCGUCCUCCUCGUCGGCUGGAAGUGGAAGUCCCGCCAAGUAUCCGGUGCUGGUCUUCGUGCACGGCGAGUCAUAUGAAUGGAACAGCGGCAAUCCCUACGACGGAUCCGUGCUGGCCAGCUAUGGACAAAUAUUGGUGGUAACCAUAAAUUAUCGCCUCGGAGUGCUGGGAUUUCUGAAUGCCAACACGGACCGCUACUCCAAGCUGCCGGCCAAUUACGGCCUGAUGGACAUCAUUGCAGCGCUGCACUGGCUUAAGGAGAACAUCGCGGCCUUCGGCGGGGAUGCCAACAGCAUCACCCUCGCAGGACACGGAACGGGAGCCGCCUGCGUUCACUUCCUCAUCUCGUCGAUGGCCGUGCCGGAGGGCCUGCUCUUCAACCGAGCCAUCUUGAUGUCCGGAUCAGGUCUGGCACCAUGGUCAUUGGUCAGUAAUCCGGCCAAGUACGCUGCCAUCGUGGCCCACCACGUGAACUGCGCCUCAGACCUCCCACACGCCCACCUCAUGAAGUGCCUGCGCGAGAAGACACUGGACCAGCUGCUCAGCGUGCCCAUUCGUCCGCCGGAGUUUGGCUUUGCCUUCGGGCCCAGCAUCGACGGCGUGGUCAUCGACGGUGGCGACUACGUGCCCCCCGCCCCUGGAUCUCCGGCGGCCCAGGCUCAAGCUCAAGCUUCCACGGCCGCCGGCAACGGAUUGGGCGGAGAGGCGGGAAUCGCAGCUGCGGGCGGCUGGGGAACACCGGGACAGCUCGAGAAUAUCGUAUUAAUGAGAAAAACUGCCAUUAACAAGUUGUCAAGAUACGACCUGAUGGCCGGCGUGACACGUGCCGAGGCCUUUUUCAGCUUCAAUUCGGGCGACGUGCAAUAUGGAAUCGAGGCGGAUCGACGGUCGAGAAUUUUAAAGGCCUACGUACGGAACACGUACACGUUUCAUUUGAACGAGAUAUUCGCCACGAUUGUCAAUGAGUAUACGGAUUGGGAGAGGCCCGUGCAGCAUCCAAUUAAUAUCCGGGACGAAACACUGGAGGCGCUCAGCGAUGCUCAGGUGGUGGCUCCGGCGGCUCAAACGGUGGAUUUGCACUCGGCGGAUCAUCGAAACUCAUACUUGUAUGUGUUCGACUACCAGACGCGAUUCGGUGAUUAUCCUCAGCGCCAGGGAUGCAUUCACGGCGAGGACCUGCCUUACAUCUUUGGUGCCCCGCUCGUCGGCGGUUUUAAUCACUUCACGCGCAACUACACGAAAACCGAAAUCAGUCUAUCGGAAGUUGUGAUGUUCUAUUGGUCCAACUUUGUGCGAACGGGCAAUCCAAAUGAGCAAAUGGAAACGGAGCAUGGAAGUCGUCAGGAACGGAGUCGCUAUAAAACAAUCGAGUGGACAGCCUACGAAAGUGUGCACAAGAAAUACCUAAAUUUUGACACCAAGCCAAAGCUCAAAAAUCACUAUAGAGCGCAUCGCCUCUCCUUCUGGCUAAAUCUUAUCCCGGAUCUGCAUAAGCCAGGAGGCGACAAUGUGCCCGCCGCACACCACCAACUGCACGACGAUGACGACGAGGACAACAACAUACCCAGCGAUGCCUCCGUGAAGCCUCUUAAUCCGCCUUACACUUCACGGGCUGCCAAUGCGGCGGCCAUGGCAAACUUUACGAUUUUCACCAACCAGGUUUUCUCGCUGCUCAAUCUCAGUUCACCGUCUUCGUCGCUGCAAAGGAACGGGACGCGCUACGGGGGCGGUAAGAUAUAUCCGGACGAUAUGAUGGACGGGGAUCCCGCAAGUGGGGCGGCUAGUGCCUCGCAGGACAACGAUGGUUUUGCGGCCUACUCCACAGCCUUGAGUGUGACCAUCGCCAUAGGAUGCUCGCUGUUGAUCCUAAAUGUGUUGAUCUUCGCGGGAGUCUACUACCAAAGGGACAAGACACGACUAAGCGAGCCCAGACCCCAAACCAAGCUGAAGAGGCAGGAAAACGGGCAAAUGCCGAAUAACAUAUGCGGGGAUCUGGAAACUCUGACCAUCCACGCGAAGAGCGAUCCCGCCACAAUACUGUCGCACCACCAUGCCAUGCAGCACCACCAACUGCCGCCGCCGGAAUUCGCAGACAUACCCCACCGAGCGCCGCCUCCUCCGAAGCACAUGAAAUCCCUGCAGGAUCCGGGGGGCGGUGGCUCGGUCAGCGGGGCGGUGGGCGUUUCCGGGGUGGUGCAAAUGCCGCCGCCACACGCGCUCCAAGUGAUGGGCAAUCAGUGCGGCACUCUGACCAAGAAGAGCUGCAUGAAGCAAACGCAGGCCCAGGCCCAGCAGCACUCACCCGCCCAGCAGCAGCAACAGCAACAGCAGCAGCAGCAGCAGCAACAUGUGGUGACCCAUCAGCAACACUUGCAGAAUCAUCAUAAUCAAAGCAUGACCACUGUGCUGACCACGGCCGGUGGAUUGGUGGUGCCCACGCCUCCCACUGUGCCGGUGAUUGUGGCCUCCACCACGCAGCACCAGCAGCAGCACCAGCAGCAUCAGCAGCAGCAGCAUCAGCAGCAGCAUCAGCAGCAACAGCAGCAACAUCCACUGAUGGAUGAGCUGCGAGUGUGACAUUAAUUGACCGUGCGUUUUAAAUGUGAUCUCUAAACGCACAGCCUCCCCAGCCUCCCCAGCCUCCUCAGCCUCGUCAGCCCUUCAACCCGAACUCCUUUCCCAAUGCGUUUCAGCUGUCUCUAUAUAUAAGGUACAUAGGCUAUGUGGUAGCCCGUAAGAGUAAGACCUGUGUCUAUCCAAUAUGCACAGAUGCUUCUCUCCGCUCAACUUUGUUGCUAGUUGGUUUUAAAAAUUACUCUGUAAAUAGCUAACCAAGUGUAGAUUGUUGUCGAACUCUUUAUUAAGGAAAGUUAACUUGGAAUUACA